AUGGCCGCCGCAGCACCGCUCAAGCAGAUCGCCCCCGCCGACGUGGCCAGCUUCGCGUACGACCCCGUGGACCCGGCGGCGCUGCAGGACGCGACGGCCAUCGUCAACGACGUGCGCGACAACGGUGAGCCGGCGCUGCACAAGCACGCGGCCCGCCUGGGCGACGUGCCGAGCGAGGACGCGCCGCUGCUCGUGGGCCAGGACGCGCUCAAGGCCGCGUUCGACGCGCUGCCGCUGAACGAGCAGCAGGUGCUGCAGCGCACGGCGCAGCGCAUCAAGGUCUUCGCGCAGGCGCAGCGCGCGUCCAUCGGCAACUUCGAGCAGAAAAUCGAGGGCGGCUUCGCGGGCCAAGACGUGUCCCCCAUGCACGCGGCUGGUUGCUACGCCCCCGGCGGCCGCUACCCGCUGCCGUCUUCCGUGCUCAUGACGGCCGUGACCGCGCGCGUGGCCGGCGUCAAGACGGUGGUCGUGGCCUCCCCGCGUCCGGCGCCUGCUACCCUCGCGGCGGCGUACCUGUCCGGCGCGGACUACUUCCUUGCGGCGGGAGGCGCCCAGGCUAUUGCUGCCAUGGCCUACGGCGUGGGCGGCAUCCCCGCCUGCGACAUCAUUGUGGGCCCCGGCAACAAGUGGGUCACGGCGGCCAAGUCCCUCGUGUUCGGCAAGUGCGCCAUCGACAUGCUGGCUGGCCCGUCUGAGUGCCUAGUCAUUGCCGACGAGAGCGCCGACGCCGCCACCAUCGCCGCUGACCUGCUGGCACAGGCGGAGCACGACACGGCUGCGGUGCCGAUCCUGGUCACCACGAGCCAGAAGAUCAUCGACGCCGUCAACGAGCAGCUCACCAAGCAGCUGGAGACGCUGCGCUCGGCCCCGACUGCCAGCGUGAGCGCUCAGAACGGCUUCGCGGUGCUGUGCCCCGACAUGGCCACGUGCGUGAGCGUGUCGGAUGUGCUGGCGCCCGAGCACCUGGAGAUUAUUACCAGCAACGCGCGUGAAGUUGCCGACCAGGUGUCGAACUACGGCGGACUAUUCGUUGGUGGCCGCGCGGCCGAGGUUUUUGGUGACUACGGCGCCGGCCCUAACCACGUCCUUCCCACUGGCGGCACCGCCAAGUACACUGGUGGACUCUCCGUUCACACGUUCCUCCGUAUCCGCACGUGGAUGCGCAUCGACGAUGCAGAGGCAUCGCAGGCACUCGUGCAGGACUCGGCACUACUGGCGCGGAUGGAAGGACUUGAGGGCCACGCACGCGCUGCCGAGAAGCGCCUGCUGUAG
Messenger RNA from Phytophthora sojae, 1272 nucleotides. RefSeq lists its product as hypothetical. Bases 1 to 1272 code for a protein of 423 amino acids. Gene Ontology annotation, biological process: L-histidine biosynthetic process. Gene Ontology annotation, cellular component: cytoplasm. NCBI's taxonomy places the organism in Eukaryota, Oomycota, Peronosporomycetes, Peronosporales, Peronosporaceae. Gene Ontology annotation, molecular function: NAD binding; metal ion binding; histidinol dehydrogenase activity. The transcript is spliced from 2 exons. The record is from RefSeq and is a predicted model, not a curated record.